GUUUGGGAGGAAGGCUUCUGAGAAGACUGGUGGGAGAGGAGAGCCUGCAGACAGAGGCCUCCAGCUUGGUCUGUCUCCCCACCUCUACCAGCAUCUGCUGAGCUAUGAGCCAAACCAGGGAUUUACAGGGAGGAAAAGCUUUCGGACUGCUGAAGGCCCAGCAGGAAGAGAGGCUGGAUGAGAUCAACAAGCAAUUCCUAGACGAUCCCAAAUAUAGCAGUGAUGAGGAUCUGCCCUCCAAACUGGAGGGCUUCAAAGAGAAAUACAUGGAGUUUGACCUUAAUGGAAAUGGCGAUAUUGAUAUCAUGUCCCUGAAACGAAUGCUGGAGAAACUUGGGGUCCCCAAGACUCACCUAGAGCUAAAGAAAUUAAUUGGAGAGGUGUCCAGUGGCUCCGGGGAGACGUUCAGCUACCCUGACUUUCUCAGGAUGAUGCUGGGCAAGAGAUCUGCCAUCCUAAAAAUGAUCCUGAUGUAUGAGGAAAAAGCGAGAGAAAAGGAAAAGCCAACAGGCCCCCCAGCCAAGAAAGCUAUCUCUGAGUUGCCCUGAUUUGAAGGGAAAAGGGAUGAUGGGAUUGAAGGGGCUUCUAAUGACCCAGAUAUGGAAACAGAAGACAAAAUUGUAAGCCAGAGUCAACAAAUUAAAUAAAUUACCCCCUCCUCCAGAUCAA
This is a messenger RNA of Gorilla gorilla gorilla (western lowland gorilla), 669 nucleotides long. RefSeq names its product allograft inflammatory factor 1 (gene AIF1). Bases 105 to 548 code for a protein of 147 amino acids. Gene Ontology annotation, biological process: ruffle assembly; actin filament bundle assembly. Gene Ontology annotation, cellular component: actin filament; ruffle membrane. The transcript has 6 exons. Gene Ontology annotation, molecular function: actin filament binding; calcium ion binding. NCBI's taxonomy places the organism in Eukaryota, Metazoa, Chordata, Mammalia, Primates, Hominidae. The record is from RefSeq and is a predicted model, not a curated record.